GGGCAGCGUGCCGCAGGCUGGGCCCUCACCUGCCGGCGACUGAAACUAGGGGCUGCUAGGGGCUGGCAGGACACACCUGUCCCCUGAGGGCAAGACUUGCCACCAGGAAGGGGGAAGCUCACCUGUGUAGCUUCACAACCCUGGGACUAUGAAGGUCAAAGUGAUUUCAGUCUUGGAAGAUAACUACAUGUACUUGGUCAUUGAAGAAAACACCAAGGAAGCAGUUGUAGUGGACGCAGCUGUUCCCAAGAGGUUACUAGAAAUUGUCAGAAAAGAAGGCGUUGCCCUUAAAGCGAUUCUUACCACCCAUCACCAUUGGGACCACGCCCGAGGAAAUGAAGAACUGGCGAAGGUGUAUCCAGAGCUGCAGGUGUAUGGGGCGGAUGAGCGGAUUGGAGCCUUGACGCACAAGGUGACUCAUAACGAGGAGUUAAAGUUCGGAGAUAUUAACGUGAGGUGCCUGUUCACGCCGUGCCAUACAUCAGGCCACAUGUGUUAUUUCAUGUGGGAAGAGAACUCCCCAGAUGCUCCAGCCCUCUUUUCAGGUGACACCUUGUUCAUUGGUGGCUGUGGGAAGUUCUUUGAAGGGACGGCUGAGCAGAUGUACAAGAACCUGACUGAAAUCCUGGGUGCUUUGCCGAAGGACACUAAAGUGUUCUGUGGGCACGAGUACACCGUGAGGAAUCUCAAGUUUGCUUUGAAAGUGGAACCGGAGAACGAGAGUGUGAAAAAGAAACUCGCUUGGGCAAAACUCCGAGACGACGAGGACUUGCCCACGGUGCCCUCCACCCUGCAGGAGGAGUUCCACUACAACCCCUUCCUGCGGGUCUCGGAAGAAGCCGUGCAGAAAUUCACUGGCCAGACGGCUCCGGUGGCCGUGCUGCGAGCUCUCCGCACAGAGAAGGACAACUUCAAGAAGCCCAAAGAGAGGCUGACCCCUCAGGCCAUGCUGGCGUUCGAGUGGGGACUCUUCGGCCCCUUCAUGGGGAAGAAGUGAAAUGCAGCCAGGUUUGUCGGAUCGUUUAUUUUGUGCCAAUAUAUAAACGCAACCAAGGCCCCAGCGAGGGCCAGGCCUUUUACCAAACUGCAGUAUCCUGAUCGUUGUUGUGGGGGAGGCCUGUUAGGCCAGCCUGUCUCCCAGCUGGGCAAGGAUCGUUCCCCGCAGCCCAAUGUGUAGGGGUUUGUCCUGUCUGGCUUUAAAUGACUCGGCCACUGCAGCUUCCCCUACUGCAUGGGCCUCGCUGCUGGGAAGUGGGGCUUGUUAUUCAGCCUCGUUUUUUUCUUUACUCCUUUUGAUCCCCUCACUUCUAGCUGUACGUGUUAACCACCCGAAGCAAUUCCUCUCUUACACCCCUCUGAGAAUGGGCUGAUUCUCUGAGCCCUGCCUCUUGAAAGGGGCUAUGUAAGAAACAGGUUUGUUUUUGUACCUGGAAGUAAACUGGGGGCUUCUGGAAAACGGGGAAAGCUGAAAAGGGAAACAUAAGGGUUAUACGUGGAACAGUUCGGCCCAGAGCUAUUCCUGUUUUUAAAAGGCUGUUUUGUUGCUCCUCAAAACAAGAUAUUUUGGGGACAUCUAAAAUUUUUAAUCUAGUAAUUACUGGGGGAGGGGCUGCUCUCUGAAUGGAACGAAACUAUUCUGUGUACCAAUGUAGCAUUAGAAAAAACACUUAUUUUGCACUAAGCCAUGGCUGUCCUUGUCAACAGUGACUCUCUCAAACUAUAACUGAGAAACUUGAAAGUGCUGAUUUCUGUGCCAACCUCCCCUUAACAACUGAAGACAAUUAUCUCCAGAAAAUCAAAACGGGCAGUGAAUGGGCCCCUUGUAGUGUGAUCUGGCAGCUGCAUGUAUAUUCAGUAGAGUAUAUAAAGCAGUGCAUCUUUUCGAGGAGCCGACACUGGCCCCUUGCCAUCUUGACACGUUGGAAAGGUUUCAUGUAAUAGAAUUAUAGUGUAUAAGGCAAAAACGUAUCACUCUUAAUCACAGCAAGGUGAAACUAGCCGCAGGGUAAUUGGAAUGAGUGGGUUGGAGGGGAAUUGUCUUUUUGCUUAAUAUUUAGGAAUAUCUUUAAGUCAAAAGCAGCAUUUUAAAAAAACACUGGUUUUUAAUAAUCCCAAAUGAAAAUGUUAUAGGAUUUGCAAAACAAUUACUAGGGACAUAACAUGGGAACAGAUUAACCCCCCAAAAUGCUUUAAAUUGGAGCCCAGGCUUGUGGUCCUUCAAAGCAAGACUUCACUGGGAGUUGCUCAUGCAUAAGGCCUGAUGGAUCACCUCCCCUAGUCUCCUAGUUUGAAAAUAUGCUUAUACGCACUCCCUGUACCAGCAGAGGCAGAUUAAGGAAUCACAGUUAAAAGCCUGUGCAGACUUAUGCACAUUUAAUUCUAUGCAAUUGACUAGGGGAUUACUCACAUCCAUGAAAUUAAGCACAUCCAUGUCUGCAGCAUCAGGGCCUUGGGUCAGUAAGCAGCAUCUGUUUUGCUGCUUUUCUCCCACUACAGAACAUCAAAGAGUCUUCCCCUCCCACAUGCCUGUUUAAAAUAGUGGAAAGGGGAAGAAAUUUGGAAGAACUUGUGUUUGCAUCACCUUUUUUUAAUUAUUAAUUAUUAUUAUUAUUUUAAAGUAAAAAUUAUCAGUUUUUUAAAAAAAAAGUCAGCCUUCCAAUUUUAGUUUGUUAAAAAUAAUACUGCAACUUUUUUAAAAUCUGAAAACUGUGUAUAGUACUUAAGUUUGCAAGGCACCAGAGCAGUUUAUUACAAUAUUUAGACUUAAGUGUGGUCUCCUUUGAAAGAAAAUCUAGAGUAGCUCUGUAAACAGCUGUGAAAAUGCCGAUGCCUGGAUUAGAUGGAGCAGUUCUAGGGAGCAAGUUGCUCCGUUUCAUGAUUCCAUAGCUUUUACUAUUAAAUAGCAGGCCUCAUUCUCCACUACCUUGAGUUACUGUUCACACCAAAGUGCAACAGUAGAUGUACGCACUACUCCAUUAAAAUGGCAGUGAUUUUACACCUACUUCACGCAGGUGAAUGAGAACACAAAGGAAGGGAGAUUGGGCCCACUAAAACGUCUAUUGUAAAACUUUUCACACGGCUUUAAUUAAACUUGAUAGUUCUUAGCACUGGAUUAUAGUUGACCUGAUUUUUCUUUUAUGUACUGUGAGCUAGGAGUGUGGGGUUUUUAAGAAUAAACCGAUAUAAUUGUCUCCAUACUAGGUUUGCACAAUACAACUUGUGUGUAGACCUGCCCAACGUGUCACACUGAUGCGAACAACCACUGAAUGUACAACUAAGAUUGUUUUACUGAUGUGUAGAAUAUAGCUCUUGUAAAUGGGUAGCAAAACAAAAUGCAGAUUACUAAUGGGUUAAUUUUACACUGCACUAGCUAAUUAGCAUUUUAUUUGUAUAUGCCUAAUGAGGAUUGCACAUUUCAAAUAGAAAUAGAACUUGGGUGUUUUGCACUUUAAUACAGAGUUAAGUUAUAGCACUUGUGUACUAAACUUAGAAUUUCAUCAUUUAACACUAGAAUUCAUGUGUCUUGCUGUAAUUAAAACCUACCGUUUUAAUGGAAUACUAUCUGUAAAACUACGCAUGAGAAUGUAUUCACUGAAACUAGUCCCCUACUUACAAAACAGGAGAGAAAAGCAAUGUGAGAGUCUUGCGAGAUGAGCACUGUGUACUCGCUAGUAGAUUGUAAUGACAACUUUAAAUAAAGCUUUGAUUUUUUUUUAACUUU
Messenger RNA from Emys orbicularis (European pond turtle), 3721 nucleotides. Its product is annotated as hydroxyacylglutathione hydrolase-like protein. The record is from RefSeq and is a predicted model, not a curated record. Lineage: Eukaryota; Metazoa; Chordata; Testudines; Emydidae. Gene Ontology annotation, molecular function: hydroxyacylglutathione hydrolase activity. The transcript is spliced from 9 exons. The coding region runs from base 149 to 997 and encodes 282 amino acids.